GUAUUUGGGUGGGUGCAACUGUUCAGAGCAAAGGGACAUCUGAAGGAAUUGAAGGAGACAGAAUAUUGGCAGAUGAACAAUAACCAGAGAAAGCUAAAGUUGAACAGCAAAACACAUGUUGUUAUCAGGUUUCGCUAAGAGGUAAAUAACAGAAGCGAGCUGUGUUCCUAACAAAGAGAAAGGAAAAUAUGCCUGCGUGCAAAACUGUGUACGGUAGCAGAAAUGUGUGGAACAGCAAAUAUUAGAUUCCAAACGCCCUUUAUUUAAAUGCCUUUAAAUUAUGUAUGAGAUGAGAAAUGCACAUUAAAAGGUGAUUUGCGUAGCCUCUUUGUUUGUUUUCAAUUGUGAACUGUUCGGAGCACGGGAUGAAAACAAAGUAAGGGGUGGGAAGAUACCGUUUCAUCCAGACCGAAGCCUUACAUAGGUGCAGAGAAAGAGAACAAGAGCUGUUGAUUGUGCAGAAUCACAACGCUGGCUGUGGGUUUUUUUUUGCUACCAACAAUCUCCUCUAACUGUUAAAGGUUUCAUGCAACUGUGAAAUAAAACCAACGGUGGAGAUACUUUUAUACAAUGAGUUAAACUAUUUGUUUCACUCUGCAGGGACCAAAAAACAAAACAAAACCCCAAAACCCCAUCAUGAAUAUUAAGGAUUAUUUUGAAAGAAUUUGUUACAAAGGUUCCCAGGAAAAAGCAGACUUGGAAACCUUAACUGAGGUUUUUCAACAUCACAUCCGCGCAGUGCCCUUUGAAAAUCUCAGCCUCCAUUGUGGCGAAACCAUUCAGAUGGAUUUAGAAUCGGUGUAUGAUAAAAUUGUGACGAACAACCGUGGCGGAUGGUGCAUGGAGAACAACCAACUUCUGUUUUGGGCCUUCCAGACCAUGGGCUACAAAGUUGGUCUUUUAGGUGCUCGUGUUUAUGACCCAGAGCGAAAGGCCUACUAUCAAGAUGUCAAUCAUGUUCUGAUCAAAGUCGUCCUUGAAGGUAAAACCUACAUUGUUGAUGGUGGUUUUGGGGUGGCUUAUCAGAUGUGGCAACCGAUGGAGCUGAUUUCUGAGAAGAACCAACCUCAGACCCCAGGAAUCUUCUGCUUCACGGAGAAGGAUGGAGUGUGGUACUUUCACAAAAUGAAGCGCAAGAAAUUCAGGAUGGAUUUUGAGAACAACAUUCCCUGUUCUGAUAUUGGAGAAAACGUGACCUGUAAGAACAUUUAUUUGUUUACUUUGCAACCGAAGACAAUAGAUGACUUCCGGCCGGCCUGUUUACAACUCCAAACUGAUCCAAGUUCUCUGUUUUUAAGGAAGUCCAUCUGUAGUCUCCAGACUACUGAUGGAUUUCUAGUUUUGAUUGGGUGGAUGCUGAUUGAAACCAAAUAUAAUUUUAAAGACGGCAUGGAUCUAGUCGUAAGCACAGUCCUGACAGGUGAAGAAGUGCAGAAAAUCCUGAAGGAGAGAUUCAAAAUCCAGCUGGACAAAACGUUUGUCCCUCUGAACACCUGUUCAGCGCUCAUGUUUUAAUUCAGCUGGCCAAGGGUGAACUUCGCUCAACAACUUGGUUCAUCCUAAAGCAACGGAAAUGAAAUUGGGAAGCAAAAAAAAUCAAAACAUAAAAAACAAAUUAGAUAGAUGACCCUCACUCUGUCAAGGACCUUGGCGUACUUAUUUCUAAAGAUCUAAGUGCCAGAGCCCACUGUAACAACAUUGCCAAAAAGGCACUAAGAGUUGUUAACCUAAUCUUGCAUAGCUUCUUCUCUGGUAAUAUUGUACUACUAACUAGAGCAUAUAAGACAUUUGCUAGACCAGUUCUUGAAUACAGCUCAUCUGUCUGGAACCCGCACUGCAUAUUGGACAUAAAUACAAUUGAGAGAGUCCAGAAAUAUUUUACAAGAAGAGUCCUCCAUUCCUCUACCCAUAAUAAAAUACCUUAUGCCACCAGACUCCAAAUUUUGGGCUUAGACAACUUAGAACUACACCGACUUUAGUCUGACCUAAGCAUAGUACAUAAAAUUAUCUACCACAAUGUCCUUCCUUGCUGUCAAUGACUACUUCAGCUUUAACCACAACAAUACAGGAGCAAAUAAUAGAUACAAACUCAAGGUAAACCGCUCCAAACUUGAUUGUAGAAAAUAUGACUUCAGCAGCAGAAUGGUCAAUGCCUGGAAUGCAUUACCUGACUCUAGUUUCUUCCCCAAACCCCAAAACUUUAAGCUUAAACUGUCUACUGUUGACCUCACCCCAUUCCUAAGAGGUCUGUAAGGGGCGUGCAUAAGUGCACCAACAUGCCUUCCAUCCCUAUCCUAAUAUUCUUUUUUACUUACUCUUUUCACGUAUUCAAAUUAUGUUUAUACUUUUACCUGUUAUCUUAUACAUACAUGCUUGACAAAUAAAUAAAAAUAAAUAAAAUAAAAUAAAUUCUCACCACACAAAGAUCUAAAGGAAUAUUGGGUGAACAUUUUAGAGAAGAAGAUUGUUCUGACCUAGGCUUCCCCAGCAGCAUGAAGCCGAGUCCUCGUCCCGAUAAACCCCUUUUAUUUAAUGUACAGUGAAUUCCUCUCCAGCAAAAUCUUUCCUCUCCCACAGUCUUUCAAGGUAAUUCACAAUUACUGACCUUUAUCAGGCUUGGAGAGUGUCCAGGCCGAUAUCUUUCAGACGCCAGCAAUACUUGGCAAGAAUCCAGUAGUGAACUAAGUGUCUCCUGCAAACUCCACUCCCCCUUUGCUCCUCUUUAUUCCCUCUGGGAGGGGCCAUUCAUCAUCUACCUGUGGCCUUACUCCCAAGUUGACCCUUGUUCUUUAGCUGUUCCCUUCGUCUGGCAACGCUGUGCAUGCACACACUGGGAACAGGCUCCAGCUGUUCAUCUGCCUCACUGAUGUCUGACUCCGAAGGCAGCUGAUAACUGGCGUAUGGCCCUGGCCCCCUCUCUGCCUCCGAUGCAGAGCCCUCAUCAGGGCCUUCCCCAGACUCCAGGACUAGCCCAUGUUCCUCCCCAACCUCUUCACUCUCCGAAUCUGCUGCCAGAUCUGCUGACCGCUGGCGGGCCACAACAAAGAUAUUUUAUUUUCUUGGGCAAAUUCCGGUCAAUUUAGAGAGCAAAUGAAGUCCUUUAUGCAAGCUGAAUUUGCUGUGUCUAGGCUUUGCCACAGGCUUAGACAAGUAAGUCUACUUUGAAGUACGAAAAGGGAUAAGAAACCUCUUGCAAGAUUAUCAGUGUUGAGUUUUGACUGGGCCCUAGCUAUCUCUAGCUUUACCAUAAUGACGAGAUUUUAAAUCGGUAUCUUUCCAGUCCUUAUCUGGUCUCUAAGAUAGAUAGGGAUUUAAAAAGGCCUUAAAUCCGGAUAUAUAUGAAGGUGUGGGAUCUCCUGUACGAAGCUGCACUGACUUUAAGAUCAUCUAAUGAGGUUCUCCAAAAGAGGUGAAGAUGGAUAAGGGGAAGAGCUUUUUCUGUGGUGGCACCCGAGUGAUGAAAUUCCUUCUCCAAGGUUGGUCGCCGAGCACCUAUAUUAGCAUUGUUUGUCCUGGACUUUAUAAGUGACUUGUAAUUGUAUUUUGAUUCUUACCUGAAUUCUGAAUGAUCAGAGUGCUGCUGCCAAUUUUAGACGGUGUACAUGGUAUUUUGAUUUUAAUGUAUAUAUUCUUACUUGGAUUUUUGCGCAUGGGUUACAUGGAUUUGAUUGUAAAUCUGCCCAGGGAGCUUUAUCUAUUGAGAUAUCUACUAAAAUAAUAUGAAGUAGUCUUGAUAAAAAACACAACACUACUAACCAGAGCAUAUAAAACAUUUGCUAGACCAAUUCUAGAAUACAGCUCGCCUGUUUGGAACCCUCACCACAUCUCUGACAUCAACACAAUUGAACGUGUCCAGAAAUAUUUUACAAGAAGAGUUCUCCAUUCCUCUGAAAACAAUAAAAUACCUUAUCCCACCAGACUUGAAAUCCUAGGCUUAGAAAACUUGGAACUCCGUCGCCUUCGACAAGACCUAAGUUUAACUCACAGAAUCAUCUAUUGUAAUGUCCUUCCUGUCAAAGACUACUUCAGCUUUAAUUGCAAUAAUACUAGAGCAACUAAUAGAUUUAAACUUAAUGUCAACCGCUUUAAUCUAGAUUGCAGAAAAUAUGACUUCUGUAACAGAAUCAUCAGUGCUUGGAAUACUUUACCUGACUCGGUGGUCUCUUCUCAUAAUCCUAAAAGCUGUAACCAAAAACUUUCUACUAUUGACCUCACCCCAUUCCUAAGAGGACCAUAAGGGGCGGGCA
Messenger RNA from Ahaetulla prasina, 4247 nucleotides. Its product is annotated as arylamine N-acetyltransferase, pineal gland isozyme NAT-3-like. The transcript is spliced from 2 exons. Lineage: Eukaryota; Metazoa; Chordata; Lepidosauria; Squamata; Colubridae. The record is from RefSeq and is a predicted model, not a curated record. Gene Ontology annotation, molecular function: acetyltransferase activity. The coding region runs from base 637 to 1515 and encodes 292 amino acids.